Molecule: messenger RNA, 3948 nt
Organism: Cuscuta epithymum
Lineage: Eukaryota; Viridiplantae; Streptophyta; Magnoliopsida; Solanales; Convolvulaceae
Source: the annotation of a GenBank genome assembly
GCGGAAGUUAUGACCUCUUUUAGACUGUGAAUGGUAACUUUCUUAUGAGAGGAUAAGAGGGAAGAAGUAUUUGUAUUUUGGACAACUUAUCUUUAGUGACUGAAGUGUAUAGUAGAAUGGAAGCUCUGCUUUGAAGAUCUUUCAGUGAGAUCUUCUGAUGACCUUGAGUCAGAGACCCUUCAGUGAGGUCCUCUGAUGAUCUUGGAUCAGAGACCCUUCAGUGAGGUCCUCUGAUGACCUCGAGUCAGAGACCCUUAAGUGAGGUUAUCUGAUGAUUUUGGAUCAGAGAAAAUAGAUUGACACAAGAUGUAUCCUGGUUCAGAGGUGGUGUAAUCCUCCUACAUCCAGUCUCAUCCUCUUUCAGAUGGAUUUCCACUAAAGUAUUCAGCCCAAUACAAUUAGUGACCGUCUGGCUGUUAUCACCAACUUGCUCAGACUUCAAGGUGUUUCACUAAGAGUACACACCACUCCAAGCUACUCAAUCCUUUAGGUUUUUCUCAAUUGAUCCAGUGGGGAUCAAAAGGUACUCUAUCCUAUUCUACCACACUUAAGGACUUAGACGACGCUAUCCUUAGAAGUGUUUACAACAGUUUCAAUAUGAAACAAAUUUCUAGCUUCCAACUAAAAACUAAACUUUCUGAGUUUAUCAAUGAGGAUUUCUGUUCUAGAGAGUUUAGUGAAGCAUGAGUCUAAGCAGAGAGUAGAAUUUAAUGAACACUUUCUCUUUUGCUAGAUAUCUUCUUUGUGUAGUAUGAUUUCUCUGCUUAGUGAACUCAGGAGCUCGUUUUUCUUCUCAUGCUUAUGCCCGAAUUUAUAGGCAUCUCUGGUUGAUUAAUCUCCUCCGUUGGUUGAGAGGAUUUAAUCUUUGUCGUUGAGGCUUCUUGUACUUUCGUCUUCUUUUGUUGGAGCAGCUUAUCUUCAGGCGCAAUUGGAUCAACUUGCUUCGCAGGAAAUGUAAACCCAUUCCUUUGGUCUUUUACGCACUAUUCACCAUCUAGUGGGUUUUUGUCUUCUCAUGCAACUCUGCGUGUUGUAGUGUCCCAUGCUUUUGUAGAUGCUCUGGCCUUAGGUAAAUAUUGUGAGUUUGUGACCUUGGUCUUUCUUUAACAAAUAAAUUUAACUGGUAGGAAAAGAAUCCUUUUUAAGGUAAUUGAAAUUACCUUAUUGCAUUUUAUAUUUCCAGUCAAUUUUAUGUGUUUCCGAAAGUGUACAGGUAAGAUUGGUCACAAUUGUACUAGUGACAAGAAUAAUUUUAUAACAAGUAAAAACAUACUGGAUGGAUUUGAAUAUCCUUGAAAGGUAGAAUUUUACCUUAUUGCAUUUUAAAAUUUCCAGUAUAUUUAUUUGUUAUAAAAUUUGUACAAUGUUAAAUUUGGUCACUUUUACAAAGUAUUCUUAUCUAAGCAAUUUGAGAGCAUACUACUGUUUGAGUAUACAAUUUUCACAAUAGAAUCUAAACACAAGAGAAGGAUGGCAUCAUCAAAACUAUUUCUUAUAAGAGUAGGUUACAUCAAAGUCUGAGGGACCUAACAGAAUGUGUCCUAGAACAAAUUAGAUCUCUCUUAAUUCAAUCUACAUGCAAUUGUAAUUCUAGUCGCGAUUCUAGGUUACAAAAGAUAUCAGUUAAAUUAUUCAAACCCAAAUUAAAUGACAUUCAUGCAAUUUAACCGAAAAGAAUCUUCAAUCAUGAUUAACUCCUUCAUCAACACCAAAUCCCUAAUUAAACUACUCACGCCUCAUAAUUUACGAAUCAACAUAAUUGGGAUGAAUAGAAUAAAUUGUCAUUAAUUAAAAGAAUUGAACUUACAAAGAAUCUCAGGUUCUCGAAGUAAACAACGUAAAAACGCAGGUAAAAUUCGUCCUAGGCCUCUCCACAAAGUUCGUAACCCUCAAAAAGGAGUAUGGAGGCCUUAUUUAUAGAAAACAGGAGAAUUUGAGCUGAAAUAGGACAAAACGGGGCCAGGCACGACGCCAGGCACGAUCGUGCCUGGGACUGUGCCUGCGGAGAAUGCGCGCGUCUCGUUUGCAGGCACGAUCAUGCCUGGCUGGUAGAAUGUUUGCGUGCCUUCCUUAAUGCAGGCACGAUCGUGCCUGACCUUUUCUUCAUCUUUUUUCGUGGUUUCUUGCUCCAAAUGCUCCCGGAUGCUUACGAGGUCGAUCCAAGUGUUCUUUCUUCAUCAGAAUUUCGUCGUGAAUCUCUCGGUGACCUCCAAAUCUCUCAAAUCUUUCUUGAAUGCCUUCAAAUCCAUCCCGAAUGCCUCUCAAGCGCCAAUUGCCGGACUCUAACUUCUUCAAUUCAACUCCAAUUGCAACGAAACUCGAUCCAACACCUGAUAAUCACAACUUGGGCUAAAAUUGAGACUUGCAACGUCUUAAAUCUAGGAAAAACCAUCAAAAUCCGACUCCAACACGCAUCAAAUGCGUGUCUAAUUACGGACUUAUCAUCGCUCUUGAAAAAACGUUAUAGCAAAUCCAUUAAGACCAUCGAGUCUUAAUCUUAUGUGUGCUUUACAGCCAACCCGAUUUGAUACACGACGACGCCUCUAUUUUUUUUCUUUCUCCGGAAUAGGAUGGGAAGGUUCUGGUUGCUCUGGCAAAAUGUGAGCCUCUACGUCAUUAUGUGAGCAUUCUGGCUGUUCAUUACUAACAUCGCUAAACAGAGGAGCAUGAUUGGCUUCUACCGGAUUGGGUUUAGCAGGAUUUUUGAAACCCGCUCUAUUGCACACAACAUAUUUCCACACAACAGUACGUGUCCGUCCUAGGCCGGCGGCCCUUAGUUUGAGAACCAAUACGAGAGUCGAAGCCACAAACACUGCCUAUAAAACUCAAUACCGUCCUCAAGGGUUUUGAAUACCAUGCCAAGCCUUGGUUGGAAUGUUUCAUCACAUUCAGGGAUCCAAUGCUUAGUUAACCCAGGAGAUAUUUGUAAAGCUUCUACACGAGUAAAAAAAGAAACAUAAACAUUGAAAGUUUUUCAAAGAAAAUAAAAACACGGACAUAACAAAAAAUACAUCUAGUGCUAAACGAUGAAACUUGACGAUGAAACUUAGUUAACACAGGUAAGGAAAAAUAUGCACAAAAACAAUGGAGCUUCACACAAAAAAGUAUUGGAGAUAGUAAGGAAAACGAAACGAAAAGGAAGAUAAAAAGAAAAAUACGCACAAAACUCAAAAGCAGGUGAAGAAAAAUGAAUCUUUAUCCAUUAAUAGAGCUUCGGUGUUUUUGGGGAGGAAGAGAUAGUCAGGACGUCGAGUAAUGAGGGUUUUCUCGCACUUAAAAUGGUUGUAGAAAAGUGGUUGAAAGUACGAGUAUCGUCUCCACAGGGACGGACAAAAGGGAAUUAAAGAUUAACUAAAUUCAGCGAUUAAAAAGAAAUAAAUAGAAUAAAAUGCAAUGGUGCGAGAUUGGUUGAUUGAGUAAAAUAAAACUAACGCUAAUGAGCAAGUAAAAAGAUUGGGUUUUUCCUUAAUUAACGACGAAGGGAACCUGAAUUGAUUCCGGGGUUAACCAAAUUUCUGGCAGAACAGGCUUAAUUACAUGAAUUUAAUUUAAUUGAGCCUAGCUAAUCAUUACUAAAUUCUUACCGCUCUCGCGGCGUAGAGUACAAUAAUUUAGGAGACCAGGCUGAUCUCUCAUGCGACAGGAUCCUAAAUUAUUGCCAAGACGAGCGAGCUUACGGCCCCUUAAUCGCUACUAAUCUCUUAGCGAACGAUUAAGGAGGCGUUUACUUCGCUGCUAAAGUCACAGUUAGGUUAGUAAGACAGGUGAAGUAAACACGCACGCUGCUUAAAAAGCCGCUUACUAACCGAAAUAGGUGCUUAAAGUGCCGCUUACUAAGCCUACCACACCCCCAUGUAUUAAUUAAGCGGCACUUUAAGCUUUUUCAGUUUCCGAAUUUACCCCUUGCCCUUACCCUAUUGUUACCCCUGACCCACCUACCUACCGACC